UGUCAUUGAAUGAAAGGAAUGACAAAGUCCUAGGUUAAGGCAUUGUACCAAGAACACGUGAGCAUCGGCUCACAAAGGACUAAUCCCCCACAAGAGCGGGGGAAGCUAACAUUUCUCCUUAUCCUCCUCCACCAUCGUGAUCUCCAAGAUUCGUCCAAGACUCACCAUUGUCCUCAAUAGUUAACUCUCACCGCCCCGCCGUGGUAUGUCAUUGGCGACUGGGAACUGUACUAUACGGCCACUUGACUUAAUAAGGUUGUUCCUUUGGUGCGGCUGCCACGGCGCAAGCUCAAAGAGGACCCCAAAAUCAUCUAGAUGCAGCAAAUCUACACGCCACGCGAUACGAGCACUGCUUGGCCGCUCGUGGCUUGUCUUACCCCGGAUUGUACCCCCACAAAUCCACGGUGCCGAGGAACCUGAGGGCAACACGUCAUAUGCGUGCUGAUUUACACAUUACCGAUAUACCGUGGAAGUAGCUAGCUGUACAUAAUAUUUCAAAGCCAUUAAGUUAUCCUAAGU
Molecule: messenger RNA, 519 nt
Organism: Daldinia decipiens
Lineage: Eukaryota; Fungi; Ascomycota; Sordariomycetes; Xylariales; Hypoxylaceae
Exons: 1
Coding region: 206-445 (79 amino acids)
Source: RefSeq, a predicted model, not a curated record